Perognathus longimembris pacificus (Pacific pocket mouse) is the source of this 522-nucleotide messenger RNA. Its product is annotated as histone H3. Gene Ontology annotation, cellular component: nucleosome. Lineage: Eukaryota; Metazoa; Chordata; Mammalia; Rodentia; Heteromyidae. The transcript has a single exon. Gene Ontology annotation, molecular function: DNA binding; protein heterodimerization activity; structural constituent of chromatin. The record is from RefSeq and is a predicted model, not a curated record. The coding region runs from base 23 to 433 and encodes 136 amino acids.
CUGUGUCUUCUGUAAUUCCCAAAUGGCUCGUACGAAGCAGACCGCUCGCAAGUCCACCGGCGGCAAGGCGCCCCGCAAGCAGCUCGCUACUAAGGCCGCUCGCAAGAGCGCGCCGGCCACCGGCGGCGUGAAGAAGCCCCACCGCUACCGGCCUGGCACCGUGGCUCUGCGUGAGAUCCGCCGCUACCAGAAGUCGACGGAGCUGCUGAUCCGCAAACUGCCGUUCCAGCGGCUGGUGCGCGAGAUCGCGCAGGACUUCAAGACCGACCUGCGCUUCCAGAGCUCGGCGGUGAUGGCGCUGCAGGAGGCGAGCGAGGCCUACCUGGUGGGUCUGUUUGAGGACACCAACCUGUGCGCCAUCCACGCCAAGCGGGUGACCAUCAUGCCCAAGGACAUCCAGCUGGCCCGCCGCAUUCGUGGAGAGAGGGCUUAAAGGACAGCAAAUGUUUUCGGCUGGAGGAAAAAAAAAGGCUCUUUUAAGAGCCACCCACAGUUUCACUUAAAAGUAGCUGUACAAUAAGU